Molecule: messenger RNA, 1815 nt
Organism: Amorphotheca resinae ATCC 22711
Lineage: Eukaryota; Fungi; Ascomycota; Leotiomycetes; Helotiales; Amorphothecaceae
Exons: 2
Coding region: 1-1815 (604 amino acids)
Source: RefSeq, a predicted model, not a curated record
AUGGAUAUCAAGCAUGUCCAAGCUGUGCAGAUCAACCAUGCUGACCGGCUUUCGAGGUUGGAAAAGCGCCAAGCUGAUGAUGCCGCGCUCAAGUCCGUCUGGGGAAAUGGGUCUCCAUUCCCAGGCGUUUUAAGUGGCACUCCACAACAAGGGCCUCUCCAACAUCCCUCUGCUGACGUCUUCGAUGACUUCGACGAUGAACAAGGACAUAACCUUCUCGGUAGUCUGCAGCUCGAAGCGGACGACGAACCAGUAAGGCGAGGUGCAUCACGAGCCAACAGUGUUCGAUUUGAUGUUAGUGCUCUUCAAGGUUCGAACUGGACACAAAGCUCUCGGAAUUCCGGAGAUUUCGGUCCAGUUCGCCCAAGUAGCGGCUUUGGAAGUCAUCCCAUGACGGAGCGUUCGUUAUCACAUAAGUCUGAUGGCAGGCACAGCUCUGCGGGUCACUCAGUUCAUUCCAUGCAUUCUGUUGCUUCUGGGAGAACAAGCAGUCUUGGUCUCGACACGAAUUUCAUCAUUGGCCCCCAGCACGAACACUCACCUGUCGACAUACUUCUUCCUCCGCCUGGUCUAUUCAUUCUCGGCUCUGUCCCUUCCAUCAUACGCUGUUGGCUUACCACCAACUUCUCGCAUAAUGCGCUUCUUUACGGUGUGGUUUGUACAGGCUCCCAGAGGUCAGUUCUCGAUUGUUCUCUUGUGAAAGAGCUAGGAUUGUUGGACCAAAUUCAGAAGCAGUCUACUGGUGGUUAUAACAUCAGACUUCCUGUCUACCUCCCGGAGGCAGUCAUCACUCAACCAAACUCGAGGUCAAACAGCCCCGUCCCGCAAUUACCUGCCCUCACAGCAGACUUUGAGAUUGUUGGUAUGACCCAACCCACCAAUUCUGAUCGCAAGAAUAAUAUCCGUGUCUUCAUUGGCAGUGAUACUCUUCGAGCACAUAGCGCAGAUAUUCUCUUCUCUCAGAAUCUCAUGACUCUAUACAGCGACGACCGCAACAAGAUUUCCGUUCCGUUUGUUAGACCAGAGGACGAGAACCUAUUCAAGGAUUUAUGUACAGCAAACCUUCCACCAGAGAGGAACGAACUGAAUGCAACCGCAUCUCAUUUCACCCCCAGUGGAUCCAAAUCAAAAACGGAUGGAAUUGAUCGCACCGAUAAAGUCGAGUCUUCCGAUCUGGAUCGGAGAUCUACAGCAUCAGCAGAACAGCCACUAUCACUUUUCACUGCUACUGCUACUUCUGAUUUGAGCAAUGUCAACCGAGCUUCUGAUACGAGAUUCGAGGCUGCCGGACCAAAUGGCAUUAUCUCGGACUCUGAGAGACGACAUUACGAAGAUAUUGCUUUGCGAGGAUCGGAGCUAUCUGAUGACACAGGCUCUGCAGAUCAACCUAGACGUGAGUCUCUGGGUGUUUGGGGCUCCUGGCGCCAAGGAACGGCUGCAAACGGUAGUGAGAAUGGCGAGUCCACAAGCGGAUACCAACGAGCAACGAGAGGUGGAAGAAACAUGAAAGUACUAAAACCCUCGAAAUCCAUUGCUACUGCUGGGGUGUCCAGCCGCUCAUCAUCUGCGGCGCGGACGGGUGCCGCUUACGAGCCAGCACCGUCACGUACGUCUGGGGAAUCGAGGCGUAAGAGUCAGCCCAGCGGAAUUGAGAACGCUCCAUUGCGAUGGGAGCCGAAGAAAAGUAUUUCGGGCGAUCAGAAGGGCCCAAAGUCCAUCGCGACUAUUCCCAGAUCAUCAAACCCAGUAGGAGGUGCCUCAGCCUUUGCUUGGAUGAAUCCAAACAAGUCAAAGGCCUCCGCGACUGCGGAGUAA